UACUUCCUGGUACCACACACAAGUGGCCAGAGUGGCUGCGUGAGAGCAAAAGGAACUCUUGCCCACCUCGGAUUUCACACUUUUAUUUUUGCCCAACUCAACCACUUCUUCAUCAUGCUGCUGCUGAUCUUCUUUACUGCGUCUUUGACUUCGUGCGCUGCACAAAUCUCAGUGGCCUCUCUGACUGCCAGUGUACAGAAAAACAGCCCGUCGACAACUACAACGUAUCCUACAACGACAGUGGUCUCUUUGACUGAGAGUACACACAAAACCAGCCCGACGACAACCACGACGUAUUCUACAACGACAGAAGCCUCUCUGACUGCCAGUACACACGAAACCAGCUCCACGACAACCACGAUAUAUCCUACAAAGACAGUGGCCUCUCCGAUGACCAGUACACACGAAACCAGCCCGGCGACAACUGUGACGCAUUCUACAACGACAGUGGCCUCUUUGACUGAGAGUACACACAAAACCAGCCCGACGACAACCACGAUGUAUUCUACAACGACAGUGGCCUCUCCAACUACCAGUACACAUGAAACCAGCGCAACGACAACCAUGACAUAUUCUACAAUGACAGUUGCCUCUCCGACUACAAGUGCACAUGAAACCAGCGCGACGACAACCAUGACGUAUUCUACAAAGACAGUGGCCUCUCCGUCUGCCAGUACACACGAAACUACCAUGACGUAUCCUACAAAGACAGUGGCCUCUCCGUCUGCCAGUACACACGAAACUACCACGACGUAUCCUACAAAGACAGUGGCCUCUCCGACUACCAGUACAAACAAAACCAUCCCGACGACAACCACGACGCAUUCUACAAAGACAGUGGCCUCUCCGUCUGCCAGUACACACGAAACUACCACGACGUAUCCUACAAAGACAGUGGCCUCUCCGACUACCAGUACAAACAAAACCAUCCCGAUGACAACCACGACGCAUUCUACAACGACAGUGGCCUCUCCGUCUGCCAGUACACACGAAACUACCACGACGUAUCCUACAAAGACAGUGGCCUCUCCGACUACCAGUACAAACAAAACCAUCCCGACGACAACCACGACGCAUUCUACAACGACAGUGGCCUCUCCGUCUGCCAGUACACACGAAACUACCACGACGUAUCCUACAAAGACAGUGGCCUCUCCGACUACCAGUACAAAGAAAACCAGCCCGAUGACAACCACGACGCAUUCUCCAACGACAGUGGCCUCUCCGACUACUAGUACACACAAAACCAGCCCAGUGACAACCACGACGCAUUCUACAACGGCAGUGGCCUCUCCGACUACCAGUACAAACAAAACCAUCCCGAUGACAACCACGACGCAUUCUCCAACGGCAGUGGCCUCUCCGACUACUAGUACACACAAAACCAGCCCAGUGACAACCACGACGCAUUCUACAACGGCAGUGGCCUCUCCGACUACCAGUACACACAAAACCAGCCCGACGCAUUCUACAACGACACGGGCCUUCCUCUCUUCUGUGACACCUACAGAGUCUCAGAAACAGCCAGUUGUAGUCUUUAUUGAUGUGAGAGUUCUCUCCCAAAUUGAGUUAAGUUACAAUACAACGCAAACCGUUUUGGACCAGCUCAGCGCACUCAUCAGCCGGGAAUCAAACGAGACGAUCCUUCUAACAAUACGGAAAAUUACCAAAGUUUAAAGUGUGAAGGCAAUUAGAAACUACGUAUAAAUUUCAUUAAAGUAUAUACACACAA
Messenger RNA from Syngnathoides biaculeatus (alligator pipefish), 1732 nucleotides. RefSeq lists its product as uncharacterized. The record is from RefSeq and is a predicted model, not a curated record. The transcript is spliced from 24 exons. Lineage: Eukaryota; Metazoa; Chordata; Actinopteri; Syngnathiformes; Syngnathidae. Bases 115 to 1677 code for a protein of 520 amino acids.